GCCACCACAGGGGGCGCUAUGGCCAUGGAUGUGGCAGAAUACCAUCUAAGCGUCAUCAAGAGCCCCCCUGGUUGGGAGGUGGGUGUCUAUGCCGCAGGGGCCCUGGCACUGCUGGGAAUCGCAGCUGUGAGCCUAUGGAAGCUCUGGACGUCAGGAAGUUUCCCCAGCCCCUCCCCGUUCCCCAAUUACGACUACAGGUACCUUCAGCAGAAGUAUGGUGAGACCUACCCGGAGGCCAGGCCGAAGAGAGCUCCUGCCUGGAAUGCCCCACGGACCAGCACUCGGGGGCCGUCCAGUCGCAAAGGUAGCCUCAGCAUUGAGGACACCUUUGAGAGCAUCAGCGAACUGGGGCCGCUGGAGCUGAUGGGCCGGGAGCUGGACCUAGCCCCCUAUGGGACACUCCGGAAAUCCCAGUCGGCCGACUCCCUGAACUCCAUCUCCUCCGUGAGCAACACCUUUGGGCAGGACUUCACACUGGGCCAGGUGGAGGUGAGCAUGGAGUACGACGGUGCCUCCCACACCCUGCACGUGGCCGUGCUGCAGGGCAAGGACCUCCUGGAGCGUGAGGAGACCAGCUUCGAGUCCUGCUUCAUGCGUGUCAGCCUGCUGCCGGAUGAGCGGAUCGUGGGCAUUUCCCGGAUCCAGAGGAAUGCCUAUGCCAUCUUCUUUGAUGAGAAGUUCUCCAUCCCACUGGACCCCACAGCCCUGGAGGAGAAGAGCCUGCGGUUCUCCGUGUUUGGCAUUGAUGAGGACGAGAGGAACAUCAGCACGGGGGUGGUGGAGCUAAAGCUUUCUGUGCUGGACCUUCCACUGCAGCCCUUCAGUGGCUGGCUUUACUUACAGGACCAGAACAAAGCUGCUGAUGCGGUAGGAGAGAUCCUGCUGUCCCUUAGCUACCUGCCCACAGCUGAGCGCCUCACUGUGGUAGUGGUGAAGGCCAAGAAUCUCAUGUGGACCAGUGACAAGACCACAGCAGACCCCUUCGUCAAGGUGUACCUGCUGCAGGAUGGGAGGAAGAUGAGCAAAAAGAAGACAGCAGUGAAGAGAGAUGACCCCAACCCAGUGUUCAAUGAAGCCAUGAUCUUCUCAGUGCCAGCCAUUGUGCUCCAGGACCUGUCUCUCCGUGUGACAGUAGCUGAGAGCAGCAGUGAUGGCCGUGGGGACAACGUGGGCCAUGUCAUCAUUGGGCCAGCAGCCAGUGGCAUGGGUACCACACAUUGGAAUCAGAUGCUGGCCACAUUACGCAGGCCUGUGUCUAUGUGGCACCCUGUCCGGCGAAACUAGCAGCCAGGGCGGGCCAGGUGGGCAGCAGAGCCACUGGGGCCUGGCACAUACUCAACUCUGUCCAAAGCCCUCUUCAUAGCCCAGCGGGAGCUGUGAACACUGGGGUUUCUGGGUGGAGUCCCCAUCAGUCUUCUUGGACCCUCUGUCCAGACUACAGUGGAGGAGCAGAUGUACUUCUGUAUCUAGGAAGCCAAGGUUUUCUACUGAGGACCAGCUCUGGCUGGGCCAGGACCCAUGGAGGGCAGCAGAUGCUGGCCAGUUGUAUACCAUCUGGAGGUCCUCACAGGGUUCAUCCCUUGACCUGCAGGGAGACUUGGGCUCUCAGAGCUAGCAAGCUCCCCCAUCCCACUCCUCCUAGGAAGCCAGCUGCCAGGCUGGGCCAUGCACAAGAACAGGCAAUUCUUGGGCCAGCACUGUGUUUGGCACUGGCAGGGCUCUCAGGAAUAAAAUGAAGCCCCCAGGUCACCAGGAAGUCAGGACUCUAUCGCCCAGGGGAUCUGCUCAGUGCCAAAAGACAGCUAGCAUGUGGACUCAGGGUAGGAUCUGAGAGCUGGGGGACAUGGAGGGCCCCACAGACAGGAAGGAGCUGUGCUCUUCAGGAUAGGGAGGCAGGGACACAGGUCAAGUAGUGGCAGAAAUGUGAACUUUUGAACUUCCUGACGUAAGCAUAGUCCUCAGCUCACUCCAUUGAAGACAAGAGCCUCUCUCUGGGCUGAAGAAGAGACCAAGAGACCAGACUCGAGCAGAAGACUGUAGGCCAGAUUGUGGCUCCAGGGUUACUGUCCAUGAAAUCUGUUCCUGGAACAUCAACCAUCACAAGAACCAGAAUCGCAGAGGCCCAGAGCAAGGUCCUUGUGCAGGGUCUGUGCAAAAUCAGCCCCUUCUCUGGUGGGAACCCCUAGGACACUGAGCAUCCUGGGUCAAGUUUCCUAAAACGGUGACUUCAGUAGAUGUUCAGCCUCAGCCUGAAGGCAAUGGGGAGCUCUAGAGGGGAGAAUGUGCACCCCAGGGGUGCUUCUGCCCAGAAGUACAGGAGCUGAGCUACUACAUCAGUCUUUGGCUUCUGGCCCUGCUCCGGGUAAAGUGAGGGUGUCACACCCCUGCAGGUGUCACCAAAUGAGGAGCAGCUGUCACAUACCAAAAGCAGACCCAGAGAAGCAGCAGCUUUCUGCUCUUUACUGAGAGGGGUGGAGCACCUUCAGGGUUAAAGAGAUGGAGGGGUAGGGGUGGGAUGUACAACAACAGCGUCUGCUCUGCGGGGCCACUACCCACAGGUAAGAGGGCGACUCUCAGGCUGGCUCCCCUUAUUCCUUAGCCAUGGUGAGCUGUGGAGCCUCGGGCCCAACCAGCUGUCACCAAUGACUUGGGAGAGAUAGCUUGAGCAGGUGUCCAGAAGGGUUAUGGGACUGAACCAGGACUCCCUGACACCAGAAAGUCAGCACAGGGAUACACAUGGCUCUCAGCCCUUGCUGCCCAGGAGACCCCAGACCCUUUUGAACCUUGGGGCUGUGUAAGGCAGGCUGUGUCCUCCCACCUUCUCUUCCCUCAUUCCCUCCCCCUAACUGCAUGAAAUGGUGACCAUGGAGCCCGGGUGGCCAUGGUGGGGACUGUGAAUGCUGACUGGAAUGAUUCUAGAACCAAAAUAAAGCUGGGGCAAGAAGGGGG
This is a messenger RNA of Fukomys damarensis (Damara mole-rat), 2949 nucleotides long. RefSeq names its product synaptotagmin 12 (gene Syt12). The transcript is spliced from 7 exons. NCBI's taxonomy places the organism in Eukaryota, Metazoa, Chordata, Mammalia, Rodentia, Bathyergidae. Gene Ontology annotation, molecular function: SNARE binding; clathrin binding; calcium ion binding. Gene Ontology annotation, cellular component: membrane. The record is from RefSeq and is a predicted model, not a curated record. The coding region runs from base 19 to 1284 and encodes 421 amino acids. Gene Ontology annotation, biological process: cellular response to calcium ion; regulation of calcium ion-dependent exocytosis; regulation of dopamine secretion.